This is a messenger RNA of Ceutorhynchus assimilis (cabbage seed weevil), 934 nucleotides long. Lineage: Eukaryota; Metazoa; Arthropoda; Insecta; Coleoptera; Curculionidae. The record is from the annotation of a GenBank genome assembly.
GUAAAAUGUUUCGCAACAUUUGCUUAUUACGAUCAAUCGCGUUAUUAUUGGCUUUUAUUUAGUCUCAGGCGUUUCCGACGAAAAGUGCAACUUAUCGAAAUGUUGGGUGUGUGGAAAAUUGCCAUAUUUGUCUUUGUUUUGUGUGGAUUUGAAGCUCAAGCUGAGGUAAAGAAAUUAAACAACAAAUGUCAAAUUCCUCCAACUGCUCCGAAACGAAUCGAAGAAGUCAUCAACAGUUGCCAAGAUGAAAUAAAGAUUGCAAUUUUAUCAGAAGCUCUAGAGGCCUUUAAUGUCAACGAACACAAACUUAGCAGAGAAAAAAGGUCGGCGUUCAAUGAAGAUGAGAAGAAAAUUGCAGGCUGUUUGCUGCAAUGCGUUUAUAGGAAAAUGAACGCAGUAAAUGAAUAUGGAUUUCCCACAGUAGAUGGACUAGUAUCUUUGUACACUGAAGGUAUAACCCAAAAGGAAUACGUCUUAGCUACACUCCAAGGGGUCACUAAAUGUUUGAGCAAAGCUCAGAAAGCGCAUUUGAUUACCCCACUAGCUGUGAAAGCCUCGAAAUCCUGUGAUGUUGCUUAUGACGUAUUCGAAUGUGUCUCUGGAGAAGUAGCAAAAUAUUGCGGACAAUCGCCCUAAAUAAUUCAAUGUUAUAAUUAUUGUACAUUUUUUUUAUACAUAUAUUUUCACUGUAAAUUUAUUUAUUGUUAUUUUAAAAUUGAGGUUUUAGCUUUGCUGCACUCUGUCACUUUUAAAAUUAUAGGCGCACUUUGUAUAAUUGCUUGAUGCAUAGUUUUUUCUAGUCAAAAAUUGUAUUUUUUUUAUAGAUGUGUGUUAUUUUUUAUUUUAAUUAAAUUUUUGUUAAAUUUAUUUGUUUUAUUUUCUAAUUUGCAUCCUUUAGGAAAUUAUUUGGAGAGUUUUAAAAUGAAAGAUUUUU